This is a messenger RNA of Chrysemys picta bellii (western painted turtle), 657 nucleotides long. The record is from RefSeq and is a predicted model, not a curated record. Lineage: Eukaryota; Metazoa; Chordata; Testudines; Emydidae.
AACCGCUCCUUCCCCUGGCACGGGGUCACCCCAGAUGAGUGGGAGCCCCAGCCCUGUACGGACAGCAGUGGCAUCACAUGGCCUUACAGCAGCCUUCUUCUUGUGGGGUAUCUGGUGAGCACAGGGGCUGUGCGCAGACUGGUGUCCCUCGCAGGGUCCCGCUGGAAGUUGUGAAGGCCCAUCCCGGCCAGCGAUGCUGAUCCUGAGCUGUUCCUCCAAGCUGCGGCUGCUGGAGGGGAUGCUACGGCGGGGCCUGCCUGACACGCUGCCGGUCUACGGCACUGUGAUGCAUGUGAACCGCGGGAACCCGGCUGGCCAGGAGGUGCUGGUGGAUUCAUGGCCAGAGUUCAAAAUGGUCCUGACCCGGCCACGCAGAGAAGUGGUGCGGGACCCAAGCGAUUAUUUCACCAAAUUGUACACGGCCUUCUACCGGGACGAGGGAACCUGCCGGGCCCUGCUCGAGAACAGCCGCGCCGUGGACUGGGGCCAGGCCUUCCAGAUACAGGGGCUGCAGGACGGGGUAUACGAGACCAUCAGGGACAUCGCCAGGGCCAGGGGGCUUGAGAUGGAGACGUAUCCGUACCGGCCGCUGCUGCACCCAGACCCGCCUGCCAUGCCCCAGUACCGGUAGGUGCCCCCAAGAUAUGGGGUGUGUGU